Sorghum bicolor (sorghum) is the source of this 3508-nucleotide messenger RNA. Its product is annotated as receptor kinase-like protein Xa21. Gene Ontology annotation, biological process: protein phosphorylation; hormone-mediated signaling pathway. The record is from RefSeq and is a predicted model, not a curated record. The coding region runs from base 326 to 3508 and encodes 1060 amino acids. Gene Ontology annotation, molecular function: protein kinase activity; ATP binding; protein binding. Gene Ontology annotation, cellular component: plasma membrane. The transcript has 2 exons. NCBI's taxonomy places the organism in Eukaryota, Viridiplantae, Streptophyta, Magnoliopsida, Poales, Poaceae.
UUUGUAUGGGGGUCCAUUGCCAAAACAAAAAGCAUAGGAGAAAGUAGGUCACCUUGUCGUAGUCCAGCCGGUGCUGAAUUGGUCUUCCGGCCUUCCCAUUGAGCAGCAGUGUACUCUAGCACCAGCACUAAGAUUAUGGGGAGCAAUUAUACAAGUGAGAUGCAUGUCAUAUCAUGGUGACACAAGAUAGGAUAAAUCAGCUGUUAUAAAUAGCACCAGCACUAAGCACAGGUUGCAUGUAUUAACACAGCUAGUCUUACUCUUACACACCUGGUUGAGACACAUACUACACCAGCACAGCAGACGCAGCCCAUCAAUCCUCCAAAUGCGUAGCUAUAGAGCAACUUGCACGACGGUGCUGCCCACGGUGUGCUUGCUGCUGCUAACCGCCUCGAUGUUGGGCUUCGGCGCCACACCGGUGGCUGCAGAAGCCGGCGACGAGGCCGCUCUCCUGGCCUUCAAGGCCGCAGCAGCCGGUGGCAAGAGCGAUGCUCUUGCUUCGUGGAACCGCAGCACCACCGGUGGGUACUGCAGCUGGGAGGGGGUGAGGUGCCGGGGCACACGCCGCCGAGUGGUGGCGUUGAGCCUGCCGUCUUAUGGGCUCACCGGCGUCCUCUCGCUCGUCAUUGGAAACCUAUCAUCCUUGAGGAUUCUGAACCUGACCUCAAACGGGUUUAGCGGGAACAUCCCCGUGAGCCUUGGUCAUCUGCGCCAUCUCCAUACUCUCGACUUGAGACACAAUGCCUUCUCUGGCACAAUCCCAACCAACUUGAGCUCUUGCACUAGUCUAAUGAUCAUGGCAAUUGGCUUCAACAAUAUCAGCGGCAACGUGCCCCUUGAGCUCGGCCACAACCUGAAGCAGCUCAAGGUGCUCAGCCUGACCAACAACAACCUUACGGGACCGAUCCCGGCGUCAUUGGCUAACUUAUCAUCAUUGAGUAUCCUAGAUCUCUCGUUCAAUCAUCUCGAGGGUACUAUCCCGACUAGUCUUGGCGUCCUGAGGGAACUUUGGUAUCUUGAUCUCAGCUACAACAAUAACCUCUCUGGUGAGCUCCCAAUGUCCCUUUACAAUUUGUCUUCCUUGGAAAAGUUGCAUAUUCAGUGGAACAUGCUCAGUGGUAGUAUGCCUACGGAUAUCGGCAGUAAGUUUCCAAGCAUGCAAAUCCUUGACUAUGUGGCAAACCAGUUCACUGGGCCCAUCCCUGCUUCGCUCUCUAACCUCACACUACUUCGGCAACUCCACCUUGGACAGAAUUUGCUUAGUGGAUAUGUGCCUCGCACCAUGGGGAAACUACGAGCACUGCAACAUCUGCACUUGGUCAACAACAUGUUAGAAGCUAACCAUGCGGAGGGGUGGGAAUUUGUUACUUCUUUGUCAAACUGCAGCCAGCUCCAAAUAUUAGAUAUCUCUAACAACACCGCUUUCACUGGACAGCUACCAAGCUCAAUAGUGAAUCUCUCAACAAACCUGCAAAGACUCCGCUUGGACAACACUGGAAUUUGGGGAGGCAUCCCCUCCUCGAUCGGCAAUCUGGUUGGCCUUGAAAUCCUUGGUAUUUUUAAUACUUAUAUAUCUGGAGAAAUUCCAGAUAGCAUUGGCAAACUAGGAAACUUGACUGCACUUGGUUUGUUCAAUAUUAACUUGUCAGGACAAAUACCUUCGUCUGUUGGCAACCUCUCAAAAUUGGCUAUCCUUGAUGCAUAUCAGACCAAUCUAGAGGGACCAAUUCCACCAAACAUAGGGAAGAUGAAGAGUAUAUUUUCCCUUGAUUUGUCACUGAACCACCUGAAUGGAUCAAUUCCUAGAGAGAUUUUUGAACUGCCACUUCUAACUUUAAGUUACUUAGAUUUUUCAUACAAUUCAUUAUCAGGAUCUAUACCCUAUGAAGUUGGUAACUUGGUGAACCUUAACAGAUUAGUUCUAUCAGGGAACCAAUUAUCUGGUGAGAUACCUGAAAGUGUUGGGAAGUGCACUGUGCUGCAAGAACUUAGGUUGGACAGUAACUUGUUUAACGGAAGCAUACCACAACAUCUAAACAAGGCUCUAACUACACUCAACCUGUCAAUGAAUGAAUUAUCUGGUUCUAUUCCUGAUGCCAUAGGAAGUAUUGUUGGUCUAGAAGAACUGUGCCUGGCACACAACAAUUUGUCUGGACAAAUCCCUACAGCUCUGCAGAAUUUGACAUCAUUGUUGAACUUGGAUUUGUCCUUCAAUGAUCUGCGAGGGGAAGUGCCAAAAGAUGGGAUUUUCACAAUGUUGGAUAACAUAUCAAUCAUUGGAAAUAACAAGCUUUGUGGAGGAAUACCCCAGCUUCAUUUAGUUCCAUGCAAGAUAGAUUCUGUGCAAAAGAACAGAAGAGGGAAACUGAAGCAUCUUAUAAUAGCGCUAGCAACAACCUUUGCACUCUUAUUAUUAGCUAUUGUUAUUGCACUCGUUCACUUGAUCUACAGGAAGCAAAGACGAAAGCAGAAGGGCCCAUUCCAACCACCAACAGUUGAGGAACAAUAUGAAAGAGUUUCUUAUCAUGCAUUAUCGAAUGGAACCAAUGGAUUCUCAGAAGCUAAUUUGCUUGGUAGAGGGAGCUUUGGGACAGUCUAUAAAUGUCUUUUUCAAGCUGAGGGGACUGUUGUGGCUGUAAAGGUUUUUGACCUUCAACAAUCUGGCUCUACUAAAAGUUUUGUUGCCGAAUGUGAGGCACUGAGAAGGGUGCGCCACCGCUGCCUUAUGAAGAUCAUCACAUGCUGCUCAAGCAUCAAUGAACAAGGUCAGGAUUUCAAGGCAUUGGUUUUUGAGUUCAUGCCAAAUGGUAGCUUGAAUCAUUGGCUCCAUAUAGAAUCUGGCAUGCCCACUUCGAACAAUACUCUCAGCCUUGCACAAAGGCUAGAUAUCGUUGUUGAUAUCAUGGAUGCACUGGGCUAUCUUCAUAAUCACUGCCAACCACCAAUCAUCCACUGUGAUCUCAAACCAAGCAACAUCCUCCUUUCACAAGACAUGAGCGCCCGAGUUGGAGAUUUUGGCAUAUCUAGAAUCAUUUCAGAAAGUGAAAGUAUAAUUGUGCAAAAUUCCAAUAGCACAAUUGGCAUAGGCUCCAUUGGCUAUGUUGCUCCUGAGUACGGUGAAGGUUCUUCCAUCACAACUUUUGGCGAUGUUUAUAGCCUCGGCAUAUUGCUGCUCGAGAUUUUUACAGGGAGGAGCCCAACAGAUGAUAUGUUUAGAGGUUCAAUGGAUCUACAUAAGUUUUCAGAGGAUGCUCUUCCAGAUAAAAUUUGGGAGAUAGCUGAUACGACAAUGUGGCUACACACUGGCACCCAUGAUAGUAAUACAAGAAACAUAAUUGAGAAAUGUUUGGUUCAUGUCAUUGCUCUAGGGGUAUCUUGCUCAAGAAAACAGCCUAGAGAGAGGACACCGAUACAAGAUGCGGUCAAUGAGAUGCAUGCUAUCAGGGAUUCAUACCUCAAGUUUGUCAGACCUCUUGUGGUGGAACAUGGAGCAGGAACGAUCUUGUAG